This is a messenger RNA of Agrilus planipennis (emerald ash borer), 1833 nucleotides long. RefSeq lists its product as uncharacterized. The record is from RefSeq and is a predicted model, not a curated record. NCBI's taxonomy places the organism in Eukaryota, Metazoa, Arthropoda, Insecta, Coleoptera, Buprestidae. The transcript is spliced from 7 exons. The coding region runs from base 449 to 1429 and encodes 326 amino acids.
UAAAGCAAAGUUUGGAAGAAUUAAUAUAAAAUCAUCUCAUAAUUCUGGAAUUAUUGAUGCUGUUAAAGAAGAUAAAAAAAAAUCAAACCAAGGACUGCUUAAAGUUCAAUCAAUAAGUAAAUCCUCGAAUAAAACAACUGUUUGCCAUUUGAGUAAUAGUACAAAAAGAAGAAGAAUUCCUUUAAAAAAUAAAUGCUGUAAUGAGGAAGAAGAGCCUCCAAUAAAAAUAACACGUUUAGAAAAUAGUAAAAAACCAAUUGAAAGUAAAGGUGUUACAGUGGAUAUUCUUGCAAAACGAAAUGAAGCUGCAAAAAUUCUUAGAUCUUCCGUAAAAUUGUCUACCGUAAAAAAAGAAAAAUUAGGGAAAACUUCUUAUAAAAGACCCUCGCGUAGUUUAAAAUUUAUCCCAUGUCCCCGAUCGCCAUCACCUGAAGCCAAAGGAAAUCAAAUGGAUCAAACUUCUAUAAACCCAAAGAUUAUUCCAUUAGAGAAACCUCAAAAACUCACUAAAGAAGCCGCUAAUGAAAUUCUGAAUAAACUUAUAAAUUUUCCUAAUGAAGCUCAUAUACUUGAAGAAGUGGUAAAUAAAUUUUAUGGCCAGGAAGAUGUUUAUAUUGCCAAGGUAAUUCUUCGAAAACUAAACGAAGAUAUAUACGACCAGCCAGACACCAAAUAUACACCACCUGCGCCACUCCUAACCCCAAUACAAAGAACAUUAUUAGGUUUGAUGAUGGCACUGGAGAAAAGAAAUGUAAAAGUUUGCGAAAAGUUUUUGAUAAAGGCAGAAGCAAAGUUAUUAGUUGAAAAGAAGCUUUCGCAAAUAUCGCCGGUUUUGCGAAUUUACCUGACCAUUUGUAAAUUGAGGCGUGACAAAGAAAGGAUGCGUAGAAUGUGCUGUGACGCUGUCUACUUUAUGGGCGACCUGGCAGUACCAUUUUUAUUUAUUGUCCUUACAUCAUGGACAGAAAUUAUUCCUGUGGCCUCUCAGAGCGAAAAUGUACCUAUAGUAAAAACAUUAUUGAAAGUAGUCAUGUCAAAGAAUUGCAACAAGCCUGGCUAUAAUUUCGCCAAUUUAAAAAGUCUAAUAACCCAAUAUUAUAAAUAUAAAGAAUUGGGCACUGAUGAUAAUGUAUUUGAAGAUCUUUUCAAUAAAUACAAAGAAGUUCCAAGUUGGUCAUUACAAUACGAAAUUUUAUUGUUAUGUAAAUACUCCGAUAAAUCGUGGGUAAUGAAGAAACUAAAAAAUACCGUCAUUCCUUUUAUCAGUGCAGUAACACAAGCACCACUCUUACUGGCAAUUUUUUCUUUAGUGCAAAAAAUUUGUCAACUUUUUACUGAAGACUGUGAUACAGAAUAUGUCCAGAAAGUCAAGGAUUGGAUAAGUUCCUUACAAAAAGGAAUACGUGCAACUUCCUCAACAGAAAAUUAGUAAUAAGUUAAAAAGUAACUUAAUUGCGAGUUUUGUAAUGUAGUGUUUCAAAUACCUAAUCAUUAAAUUCGCCUCCUUUGUUAAUAUGUUAAUCAAGUUUUUAGUUUUACGUUUUAUUUGUCACAGCGAUAUUAGCGAAUAUUGGUUUGUUUUUUCUUACAGAAUUUAUUUUUAUUUUGUACGACAGUGUUUUAUAAGGAUUCAAAGUUUGGUUUGUUUUUUUCUAGUUACUCUUAUUUUAGUUUUUGUACAAUUUGUUUUUAUAUCACUUUUUUUGUUUUAAGUUGUUUGAGUCUUAAAUUAAAAAAAAAAAAAGUGAAUGAACACUUACUAGCUUCGUUUUGCAGUAAGUUUUAUAAAAGAAUUAAAUUUUAAUUUUCUUGUUGUGUCGUGUAUUAUUGCAG